Molecule: messenger RNA, 1731 nt
Organism: Guillardia theta CCMP2712
Lineage: Eukaryota; Cryptophyceae; Pyrenomonadales; Geminigeraceae
Exons: 15
Coding region: 1-1731 (576 amino acids)
Biological process (GO): protein O-linked glycosylation via mannose
Molecular function (GO): glucuronosyltransferase activity; xylosyltransferase activity
Source: RefSeq, a predicted model, not a curated record
AUGCAGACGAGGCUGCAGAAGCAGCUGAGGCUCCAUCGGCUCCUGAACCUCACAGAUGUUUACAGCUCGAACAGCAGCAGCAUGUCGCUCCUGCAGCUCCACACCUACACCGUAAGGCCCAACGACACGCUCUCCCAUAUCGCCACGAGACUUUCGGUUCCGCUUGCCGCCAUUCUUGAGACCAACGGCCUGCUUGACGCUCAUCACAUCGACGUCGGACAAGUGUUGAGAAUUCCUAGCGCAGAGAUGACGAUGCUAGCUCAGCCCCUCGCCAGCUGCAACUUUUUGAAGAACCCUUCCUUUGAGGUGCUGGAGCAACGGCAGGGCUCCACGAGGAUCAAGGCGGCACACUGGCAAGACAUGAGGCUGAAAGCAGACCAGCAGUAUGCCAUCGACUCUUCCAAGUCUCGCUCGGGGAGAAGCGCGAUGAAGCUGGAAAGCCUCUCAGAGAGGAAGACAGCAGUCGUCGUCAAAGACCUCACGCUCCUCAUUCCCGACGGCACCUACGACUGGUGGCCCCUCACGCUCAACAUCUCUGCCUCCCCUCGGGGGCUGCGGUUGGAGGCAGCGACAAUCUUCGUGAUGCUGCGAGGGGCGAGGGGCUGCGUGUGGCUGGAUGACUUUUCUUUGGUGGAAGUUGAAGGAGAAGCAGAGAAGGAGAGAGAGAGGGCGAAGGAGAUGAGAGAGGAGGUCAUAGCAUCACGGAUCUCUUCCUCCUUGCCUCGCACAAGGUUUUGGGAGGAGGUUGAGGAGACGUUGAAGAUGACAGGGAUGCACCUCGAGCUCUUUCAUCGCAGGAGCCACUUGAGCCCUCAGCCGCAGCAAGUCACACUCGUGUCCCACCUGCCGGUCUCAAGACUAGCCGAGCUGACGGCGCAGCUGAGGCAGGAGGGAGGAGAGGCUCGCGUCGCUCUUACCGCAGGCUGCAGGUCUUGGAGGUCGUUGGCUUCCGUUUGUGUGCUCGUCAGCAACGAGGAAGAGAAACGAGCUGCGAUUGAUAGAGCAGCUGAGAGGCUCGUACGAGGAGGAAGCAAGUGUAUGUUCUCCCUGCGUUUGAGUUUACAGCUCGAGAAACAAACAUGCAACAAGGUGAUUUCAUGGAAGCCUUCCAGUCUCCGCGAGCCCCUGCAGACUCGAUGCGAGCCAGUGUGUCUUGCUCUUCUCCUCCUUCCACAUGACGUCGAAGCAGCUCAGACGGAGGAGAAGUUGAAUCUGAUCCGCCUCUUCGACCAGCGCGUCCUCCGCCAGUUUCAGCAGCUUGAGGCCCCUCGAGCGCAUGCUCCCGUCGACUACGAGCGGUGGAUCGGAGCGACUCGUCCCUACGCGGUGACGUAUCAGCACGACUUCGCUCCCUUCCUCCUCUGUCGCCGUGAUGUCCCUCGCUUCGACACCCGCUUCGUGGGAGAUGUUGGAGGCAGGUCGUCGCAUGCGUAUGAGUUGAGCCGGCGAGGAUACAACUUCCUUGUGCUACAUGACGCUUUCCUCGUUCUCCAUGGCCCUCAACACGCGUCACGUGGAUUCAUCAACACGACGAGGCUUACUAUUCACCACGCGUGGACGGCAGGCGAACAUGUGACGAGGGAGCCUCUCAGCAUGCAUCUGAACCAGUUGAAGUUGCUGCUCAAGUUCCCUCAGCCCAACCAGCCUAGUGACUCAUCAAACACCGUCUAUGAAAGGCAGCGCCGUGCCAUCCCGUCACAGCUGAUGCUAGGAAGAGAACGUUCCAGCUGA